AUGAAUGGCUAUGCUAAAGAUAUAAGGGACUCAAGUUGGUUCAAAGAUAUCCUGGGACUGUCCUGUCGGAUACCUAGUGGUAUCGAUGCAAACGUGGCAAACACCCUCUUUAUCGCAGACAUCAAUGGAUCUCAACCUCUGCACCUUCGCAUAGCUCCAACAACAAUUAUGGCUCCCGAGUCAGGCCCGCCCAAGGGGGCCAUGAUGUCGCUAUAUGCAAAUCUACUCGAUCCCUCCGCUGAAUCCGCGCCUGGGACGAUUUCCCGCGCACCCGUUGUCUUCAAACAAAGCUCCGAGACAGACGUGCAACCUGACGAUGCGGCUGCAAAGAAGCAGCAAGUUAACGCUGCUUCGCUCCGAUUCCAACCCACCAAAAGACCACAGUUCGCGAACCAGAAACCCAAGCCCAAACCUACACUGCCCAAGGCUGUGCUAGCUGGCGCAGGUCAGGCCUCCAACUCUGCCGCACCCGUGAAGACUUCCUUAGCGGACUGGGCGGGCACAGAAGAUGAUGACUUUGGGUAUUAUCAGGGCGACAAGCGGCCGCGCGGUGGGAGAAAGAAGCGCAAGAAGAACCGCGAGCCGCAGGCAAUCAUGCAAGACUGGGGUGAUAUUUAUGAUCCAUCGAGACCGAACAACUACGAACAAUAUCGACAUAGCGACGAGAAGAUCUUGGAAGUUCGUGACUGGAAGGACAGGCUAUAUGCGCAUCGGAUGAAACGCUCCCUGAGCAGGGAUUCGGACAGCGACGACUACGAUCGACCAGUCAACCGGCAAUUCGCUCCUCCGAGCAGCUUUGCGCCUCCCCCGAAUAUCAACGACACUACACCUCCGCCUCCACCGUCUGUCCCUGACGACCCAUUUGGAGAAGAUGCCUUUGCUCGUCGCGCACGCAUGAGCCAGCAGCAGAAUGAUUACGACCAGACUCAGCCUCCACCGCCCACAGAAGAACCUCCCGCUCCACCUCCAUCCCGCCCUCUAAACGCCUUCCAACCCGCCUCCGCAACCAUAUCCCGCGCACCCAAGGGCUUCGCAGAGCGUCUCCUCUCAAAAUAUGGCUGGACCAAGGGCUCUGGGCUCGGUGCUACUGGCUCUGGCAUCGUCAAGCCUUUGCAAGUCAAGGCUGAGAAGCGUAAGAAGAGACCGGACUCUGAAGGCGGAGGAUUCGUGACGCCCGCUGGACGGGGCACGAUCAUCGGCGGCAAGAAGAAAGGUGGUGAUGAUACAGGAAAAUUUGGGCCUAUGAGUGAGGUUAUUAUUCUCAAAGGGAUGUUGGAUGGAAUGGAUCUCGAGAGUGAAUUGCAUGCUGCGGAGGGCGGUGGCUUGAUGCAGGAGAUCGGGGAGGAGUGUAAUGAAAAGUAUGGGAGCGUGGAGCGAGUUUACAUUGCACGCGACGUAGGAAGUCCUGUUCCUGUCUUUGUCAAGUUUACUAGUCCAUUAUCGGCUUUAAGAGCUGUGAAUGCUUUAGAAGGACGGAUAUUCAAUGGCAAUGCCAUACAGGCUCGGUUCUUUGAGCGUCAGAAGUUCGAAGAUGGAAUCUAUGUGGAUUGA
Penicillium maclennaniae is the source of this 1551-nucleotide messenger RNA. RefSeq lists its product as uncharacterized. The coding region runs from base 1 to 1551 and encodes 516 amino acids. The transcript is spliced from 6 exons. Gene Ontology annotation, biological process: mRNA cis splicing, via spliceosome. Gene Ontology annotation, molecular function: RNA binding. The record is from RefSeq and is a predicted model, not a curated record. Gene Ontology annotation, cellular component: precatalytic spliceosome. Lineage: Eukaryota; Fungi; Ascomycota; Eurotiomycetes; Eurotiales; Aspergillaceae.